This is a messenger RNA of Hermetia illucens (black soldier fly), 941 nucleotides long. RefSeq lists its product as uncharacterized. The coding region runs from base 1 to 426 and encodes 141 amino acids. Lineage: Eukaryota; Metazoa; Arthropoda; Insecta; Diptera; Stratiomyidae. The transcript has 2 exons. The record is from RefSeq and is a predicted model, not a curated record.
AUGAAAAAGUUGAGUGUAGAUGAAAAGAAAAAAAUUAUUAAAAUUUUAAAAGAAAAUAGUGCUGUGUGGGAUUUGUCCGAAGCAGAGCAUCGGAAAAGUACGGCAUUGGCUGCCGGUUGGGAGAAGAUUUCCAAAGAAAUGAAAAGACCAGUUGCGGAAUGCAAGACCAUUUAUAGAUCUUUUAAAGAUUUAGCACGUUAUAGGGGAAGGAAAAAACAGUGCCAAAAAUCCGGCAGUGAGCUCAUUCUAGAUGAAAGUGAAUCUCCCGAAACUUCGAUUGGCAAUGAAAAAGAAUGUGCAGAAUUUUCAGUUUGUUUGGAUUUUUUGCAGCUAGAGUGUAUCUUUAGAAUUUGGAGAAUUAUCCUAUACACAGAAGCGAUGUGCCUUUGCAGACUUCCGCAAGCGAAGUACCUUAAAAUACAAUAGUUGUUUUUGAACUAUGUAAAUAAGAAGAAACUACAUAUAUAUUACUCUAACACUGCCGCCAACUUUUGAUUCGGAGAUAUUCCAUCUGUUGGCCGAGUCAUUUUCUUGAGCUUCAAAUAAGGUGUCACCAUCGAUAGGAUCCGCUGAAAAGUUAUCACGUCCAUGUGAAAAUUUUCACAGAAUCUUAUUGGAUCUUUAAUUAAAUCCUGAAACUAUAUUAGACAAAUUAAAAAAUACUAAUUGAACGAAUUUGCAGAAUACAACUCACAUCUCUUGCAAACCUGCCACUUUUUUGUUGCUUCUUCAAAUAAAUGCUUUUAUUUUGCCUUUUCUUUUUUUGUUUUUUGAUAGAUUCGGCAAGCACUGCACUAUAUAACGAAAUAGCAUCUUCCAAAUCAGAAUCAGAGUCUGAAUCGAUAAACAUUUUUUGUAUUUUGUGGAACACUGCUAUUUUCUUUAAAAUUGAAAAUCUCCACUGUCAAUUUUCCACAGCGAAAAAAUUUCGUUCGAAAAUA